Molecule: messenger RNA, 5069 nt
Organism: Capsaspora owczarzaki ATCC 30864
Lineage: Eukaryota; Filasterea; Ministeriida; Capsasporidae
Exons: 3
Coding region: 51-4952 (1633 amino acids)
Biological process (GO): positive regulation of transcription by RNA polymerase II
Cellular component (GO): nucleus
Molecular function (GO): ATP hydrolysis activity; ATP binding; chromatin binding
Source: RefSeq, a predicted model, not a curated record
CUUCGCAUCACUCCUUUCAUUGUGUUGCAACUAGUAUCGACUCAACAUCCAUGCGCGGCACGCAGCGCAAGUCCGCCGCACAUGCCUCGGCGUUGAUUGUCGCCCACCAGCAGCAUUUUGCUCGUGAGCGUGAGCGUGCCCGCGGCGACGCGCGUGCUGACCAUCGCCAUGCAAAGAAGAGCCGAGCGCAAAGCCAAAGCCGUCCGUCGCGACGCAACAACCGCGAUCGCAGCGACCAGGACGACAGCACAGGCGAUGACAAUGACGAUGACAAUGACGAUGGCAACGGUGAUGAUGACGGUGGUGAUGGCGUCGAGCACGCACAGAUCAGCCAUGAGGACGACGGCGAGGACGACCGCGAGGACGACCGCGAGGACGACUCACGACGACAUCCCGCUCGCAACGCCAACCACGCGACAGUCAAGCAAGCACAAACCAAAGAGCCUUCGUCCGUCAGGAGCAUGCAUUCGAAGCGAGCAAGAACCGCAAGCGGACUCGGUCGCACGACAAGUGCUUCUCAGAAUGCGAAACAGGUGCAGAGCGACGAGGACGAAGGUCACGAUGAUGAUCACGAUGAUGAUCACGAUGAUGAUCAUGAUGUUCACGAUGAUGAUCAUGAUGAUCCGGACCACCAUGGCACCUCAGCGUCCAAGCGAGGCAAUGCACGCGAUGCUCCCGUCGAUCGAAGGUCGGUCGGACGCCGAACUGCAGAGCAUGCUACUUCAAGCGAAAAUGAUGAUGAUGAUGAUCUUGAGGACGAGCGCGCAGGCAACAGGCAAAACAAGCCGAAAUCGCACGCCAUGCGACCAACCAACAGCAGGUCUGCCUCGGACGACGCCAGCGACUCGGAGCGUCCCAAGAGAGCCGCCAAACCGCCAGCUCACGAACCGACCAGCAAAGCGGCUGUUCAGUCGGUGGUGGGCUCGCGUCUAGCUCGCCGCUCGACCCCGCGAGUGGUACAGACGGAUUCCGACGAGGAGAGCAGCACGACACCGGGAAAAUCGACCGCAUCGAACUCCUCCCGCCCUCAACGCCAUCAAUCGUUGGCUUCGAGUUCCAAGCUGGCACGUCCCACAAGUCAAGGUCGUCGAUCCAGACAGAUUGACUCUUCGUCUGAAGACUCUGCCGACUCGCAGUCAGACUCUUCAAGCGAUGCAUCCGUCCUGGAGCUCGAGGACGAGGAGGAAAACGAGGAUGAUGAAGAGGAUGACGAUGACGAUGACGACAGCUCAACCGCUCACCAUUCGUCUGCUCGCCGAAAGCUUCGUAAUUUGCCCACGCGCGCUUCUGCUCGGCAUUCGAGUGGCAAGGAAAGCAGAAUCGACGGCUAUGAGAGCGACGACUUUGGCCGUGCUUACUCGUUGCGCGACCGGAAACAAAUGAUCCCAAGGAGCCUUCUCGUGGACGCCUUGCCGGGCGACGUACUGCCAGUGCAGCGACGGCGCAGUACCAGUCUGCAUCACAACAUUAAUUCCGGUAUUCCUCGAUUCUCAGAGACGUGUCCGCGUCCAACACGGCGAAAUUCAAACACCGACAGCAACAGCAACAGCAACAGCAACAACACCAACAACAAAAACAACGAUGACACGGAAAAUCCAAGCGACCCUGAAGACCGAUUUGCUCAAAAGGCAUGGAAGAGCGCAAUCAAGGCGCGCUCUCGCACUCUGCCGAUGAACAUGACCGAAGACGAACUGCAGGCUGGAGCCCGAGCAAAGUCGAACGCCAGCGGAGUGCCGAGCACCCCGGCGGACAUUGACCCCAUGCUCCUCGACUCGAAGGUCACCUUUGAUGCCGUGGGUGGUCUCGGCCACCAUGUCUUGGCUUUGAAGGAAAUGGUGAUUCUGCCCCUGCUCUAUCCGGAAGUCUUUUCCAAGCUCGGCAUUGCGCCUCCGCGAGGAGUCUUGUUCCACGGGCCGCCUGGCACCGGCAAGACAUUGGUUGCGCGUGCUUUGGCGAACGAGUGCUCCCAGGCUGGUGGCCGCAAGGUGGCCUUCUUUAUGCGCAAGGGCGCAGACUGCCUGAGCAAGUGGGUGGGCGAGAGUGAGCGGCAGCUCCGGAUGCUCUUUGACCAGGCCUUUGCCAUGCGUCCGUCCAUCAUUUUCUUUGACGAGAUUGACGGUUUGGCGCCGGUGCGCUCGAGUCGCCAAGACCAAAUCCACUCGUCCAUUGUAUCAACUCUGCUGGCCCUGAUGGACGGCAUGGACAAUCGCGGCGAAAUUGUCAUCAUUGGCGCCACCAACCGCGUGGAUGCGAUCGAUCCCGCCCUGCGACGACCCGGUCGAUUUGAUCGCGAGCUCCACUUUCCUCUUCCAUCCACGUCCUCGCGUGCCUCCAUUCUUGGCAUUCACACCAAAGCAUGGAGUCCUGCUCUCGCGCCGCCGUUGCUGAAGUGGUUGGCCGAGCGCACUGUGGGCUACUGUGGCGCCGAUCUCAAGGCUCUGUGUGCAGAAGCAGGCUUGGUCGCACUUCGACGGAAUUUCCCGCAAAUCUAUGGCACUCGAGACAAGCUUGCCAUCGAUCUUUCCAGAGUCAAGGUCACCCAAAGCGAUCUGGUGCACGCGUUGCGCAAGGUCACACCGGCCUCCCACCGCUCUGUCAUUCCGGUCGGACGGCCGCUCUCGUCCUGGCUCGAGCCUUUGCUCGGCAAGCUCACGUUCAAGGUCAUCAAGGCAAUUGCGACGCUCCUCUCUGUUCCGCGCCCCACAAUCAACAUUCCCGCCUACGCAGCCGAAUGGUUUGAAAAGGAGGCCAAGCACGCCAAACCCAACGGCAAGGAGACGUCCGCCAGCGGCAGUGCUGUUGGCAGCAGCGAAAGCACGUCCCAGUCUGCAGCAGGUCCAACGGCAUCUCUUGCCGAUGCCAUCGAGCUCAUCGAGGCAGACUUUACAGACGAGCUGGGCUGGAUGGCGCCAACUCACCGGCAGGGCGAUGACCAAGACAGCGUCGACAGCGCCAACGCCGACGCCAACGCCAACGCCAACGCCAACGCCAUGGCAACGAAUGGGGAUGCCAUGCUGACCACGCCAGGACUGUGGGACCACGUGGACCAUCCCCGCGCGCGCGUCUUGUUGCUCGGUCGAGCGGGAGAUGGAGAUGGCCAAGCAAUGCAUAUCGCGCCAGCGGCGCUGCACGCGCUCGAAAAUGUGCCCAUCUUCACGGUGGACCUUCCUACGCUUAUUGCUGACGUGUCUGCCAAGUCUCUUGAGGAGGCCUGUGUCAAUUUGUGCCGAGAGGCGCGCCGCCGUGCCCCGUGCGUGCUCUACAUUCCGCAGAUUGAAAACUUUUGGGAGUCGAGCAGCGAAGAGGUGCACGCGACUUUGCUGUCGCUGGUGCUCGGAAUGCCGCCGACGUUGGCUGUUUGCGUGUUUGCCACUUCCAGUCACACCACUCGCGACCAGCUGCCGGCUCCGCUCCUGGCCAUCUUCCAUCGCGCGACGGUGUGCAUCUCUGCCACCUUCCCUCGCAACGAAAAGAGCAUGGCCAAAUUCUGGCAGGACAUUCCGCAGAGAGUGCUGGCCCUGCCUCCUGGUACGUUUAAAGCGAGCGACCUGGCCAGCGACGGCUCGGUCGACCCCGUGCGUGUGCGGCAACGACGCCUGCUCGAGCGAAAGGAGCAAUUGCUCCGAGAACCAUUGCAAGUCGUUCCGCCAGAGUCGACCGCUGGCAGUGGAACGGCCCACCUCACUCCGCGCGAGUUGGACGCAAUGCGCGAGUAUGAGACGACCAUUCUGCGCAAUCUCCGCAUCUUUCUGCGCAACGUCCUGAAUCAGCUGACGGGAAAUCGCCGUCUGCGUAUCUUUGCGCGACCGGUCGACAGCGAUGCGCACCCAGACUACGCGCUGCUGGUGCCAAAUCCCCUUUGCCUCAAUGACAUGGUCCGUCGCCUGGACGACCACGAGUACGAGUUGCCAUCCCAGUUCACGCAAGACGUCGAGCACAUUGUCGAGAAUGCGCGAAUCUACAACGAGCCCGAUGACCCAGAUCAUGUCAUUAGCCGUGCACGAGAGCUCGAAGACCAAGCAAAGUCCGUCAUGGACACGAUGAACACGGAGUUUCUGGAGGCGGCGGAACAAGUUUACCAGCGCCGUGUGGCUCGCGGUUUCCAUUCGCCAGGCCAGGCCCUCGGUGCUUGGCAAGAGGCUGCCCGUGUUCGCCGUCACGAGGCCCUCGCAGAUCCGGCGGCCAACGUUGCUCGUGCACACGCCCUCCGAUUGGAGGCGAGACAAGGACGAUCAGGAACACAGUCCGCCGCCAACGCAUCGCAAUCUGCGACCAGUGCCACGCGUCGCUCCCUUCGUGGCAGCAGCGAAAACUUUGAGGCAAUCGAGCUUGCAUCGCCCGUUCGUGUGCGGCGCAAACGAAGCAGCAGCAGUAGCCGAUCGUCUCCCGAGGUGGCCCCUGCCGAAGAUGAGGCGGAGCAACCUGAGCAAUCUGAGCAACCGGAGCAACCGGAGGAUGGUCAGACGACCGACGUGGAGGGAAAUCUUGGCGAGCACCCGACACGCAAACGUGUUCGAAUCGAUGACGACGGCGCCAGCGAACAACUGGAGGCUGACAACGCGGCCGCGAGCGUAGCUGUUGAAGUUGGAUCUGUGGUGGCUGCACAAGCGUCUGCACCCAGCUCCGACACAAGCAAGGACGACGUUGCAUCCCAAACGGCAGAAAGUCAUGCCGCUGCGGUCGAACCUGACAUCGCUCUGGUCGUCAAGUACGAACCCGAUCGUCUCAACGCGCUGAUGGCAUCGUUGCGUUCGGUGGGAGCUGCUGAGCCCACCAUCCAGACCCUCGAAGAGUUGCGCUUGUCAAUUUUGACACUGACUCGCGACUCGCUUUGCAAAGUCGACAAGCACUCGCUAGUUGAGGCCCUCAUCAAGCUUGUCAGCAAGAAAGCGUUCCAACCUGUGAUGUCAGCUCCGCCCUCCUACCAGAACUCUCCCAGCGCUGAGCGGUAGGGGGAUCCUUUCCAGUUUUGACUGUGUGUGGUGCUUUUUGUUGCUGCGAGCGUUCAUGUGAAAUCGAUCGGUUUUGUCUACAACUGUCAUUUGCAGGGAUACCUGUAGACGUUGAAC